Molecule: messenger RNA, 4614 nt
Organism: Anarrhichthys ocellatus (wolf-eel)
Lineage: Eukaryota; Metazoa; Chordata; Actinopteri; Perciformes; Anarhichadidae
Product: steroidogenic factor 1-like
Exons: 6
Coding region: 181-1656 (491 amino acids)
Biological process (GO): regulation of transcription by RNA polymerase II; hormone-mediated signaling pathway; tissue development
Cellular component (GO): RNA polymerase II transcription regulator complex
Molecular function (GO): zinc ion binding; RNA polymerase II cis-regulatory region sequence-specific DNA binding; nuclear receptor activity
Source: RefSeq, a predicted model, not a curated record
UCCCUCCCGUGACGAUCACAUCACUCCACUUCACAUCUGCAAGUACGCAGCUGGAAGAAUAUCCCCACCAGCUUUGAUUUCAGUCUACUAACAGUUACAGUACUGAACCAGGCCGAACACUGAGUCAACAGGUAGGUCAGUCAGGAGACGAUGGAUUCCAUAUGAUCAGAUGUUUGUUUUAUGUCUCACUACAGUUGCAAACACUCUUCAUGUUGUAAUCCGUGUGAUGAGCGGUCGCUGUUUUUCAGGAUGGAGUUCAGACAUGGUGUGGGUCUGGAGGAGCUGUGUCCAGUGUGUGGAGACAAAGUCUCUGGUUACCACUACGAACCGUCUUCCUCAAGUGGACCCCUUCCUCUUCUUCAACCCUCGCAGGGUUUUUUCAAAAGAACGGUCCAGAACAACAAGAAGUACAUCUGCGCAGAGAACCGGGAGUGCAGGAUCGAUGUAAGUCAACGGAAGCGAUGUCCGUUCUGCAGAUUCCAAAAGUGUCUUCAUGUCGGCAUGAGGCUGGAAGCUGUUCGUGCAGAUCGAAUACGAGGUGGCAGGAACAAGUUCGGCCCCAUGUACAAGCAUGAUCGUGCCCUCAAGCAGCAGAGAAAGGCUCUGAUUCAAGCUAGCGGAUUCAGAAUAGACAGCAGUCCACCCCUGGGCUCCUCGACCCAGCAAAGAGACUUGACCUUUACUGGUGGCCUUCAUCCAGUUCCCAUCCUUCACUGCACCCCACUACCCACCGCACAGAACGACCGUAUCAGCUACCAGCCUCCAUCACUGUGUUCACUCCUGCCAUCCGACUCACCCGGUGUAAACCAGUACCAGUGUUCCUCCUCAAACUGGACCAUCAAGUCAGAGCACGUCAACAACUCUGCUGCAGGAAUCGACUCAGACGAGCUGUACUCAAGACCUCUCUCUCCAAGCGGUCCAAGGAUGCCACAGCUAGUGAUGGAGUUCAUGCGUUGUGAUCCAGACGAGCUCCAGCUGCAGAAUAAGAUCACUGCUCGUCUCCUGCAGGAGCACACGGACUGGGAGAAACAUGGGAACCCUAGCACCUUCGGUCUGAUGUGCCUCAUGGCCGACCAGACGCUGUUUGCCAUUGUGGAGUGGGCUCGCACAUCCAUCUUCUUCAAACAACUUAAGGUGAAUGACCAGAUGAAGUUGCUGCACAGCUGCUGGAGUGACCUGUUGCUCCUGGACAUCAUCUCCAGACAGGUCAUGUAUGGCAAAGAAGGCAGCCUGCUCCUGGUCACUGGGCAGGAGAUGGAGCUGUCCGAUUUAGCCUCCCAUGCUGGUCUCACUGUGGCCAACCUAGUCCAGAAAGGACAGGAGCUGGUUGAGAAGCUCCACAUCAUAAAGGUGGACCGCCAAGAGUUUGCCUGCAUCAAGUUCAUCAUUCUCUUUAACCCAGAUGUAAAGCAGCUUGAGGACCAUCAGUUCAUAGAGAGCGUGCAGGAGCAGGCUGAAGUAGCCCUGCUGGAGUACACGCUGUGCACCUCUUCUCACCUUCUCGGACGCUUUGCUCAUCUGCUGCUUUGUCUGUCCGAGCUACGCUCUCUCAGCACCCUCGCUGAAGACUACCUGUACGGCAAACACCUGAGUGGUGAGGUGCUGUGCAACAACCUGCUCAUUGAGAUGCUCCGUGCCAAGCGCAGCUGGUCAUGAAGGCUCAGGGACUCGGUGAAUGUCUGCACACGUUAGCGUACGGAGGCAUUAAGCUGUGCUCAAUGUCUAAUACAAUGAAAUUAUCCCUGAUGUUGUUCUCUGCUUUAAAACUGAAUUUCGGCAUUUAUAUAUACAAUGAAAUAAUAUUGUAAAUGAGACUUUUAUCCAGUGAAAUGUCUAAUGAGCUUGAAGGAGCAAUCUGACAGUUUGGCAAAUGGGCCUGCUUGAAGUAAGAUUGAUAAAAGCUUAACGUCAUCUUGUACAGAGAUAGGCUGGGAAUGUGUCUAACUUGGUGAAGCACCAAGACUUGAGGACUGCUAGUCUUCAGCAUAAGAGAAAUACAAAGCCAAAGCACUGCAUUAGUUUCAGCCCAUUCUUCUCUGUGUCGCUGGGUCAGAUCUGGGGGCGGAACCGAGCACUGUGCAUAAUUACACAGUGACUUUCCUAAUACUAUCACCAGCUGGUAUCAAUGUAUGUACAGUAAUAUUUAGAGACCAGCCUAUUCAAUUACAUCUGGAACCAAAAGUUAUGUCUUAAAAGUCUUUGACUCGCUAUAACAUCCCUCUUAGCCAAAACUGACAUAUCGUCACCACUUAUGGUGGUAUGGUAAACUUGUAAGCAAACAGUUUCCUAUUUAGACAUUAAGCAGACACAGAGCAACAUUAUCAUUUAUUGGGGCCCGAGUACCGACGGCAGCAAUGUAAUGUCCGAUAUUCCUGAAAAUGCACAGCCAUGUGAGCUGACGUCAUACAACAGCACCACAGCUGCCACUCCCCACAAAUCACGCGAGUGUGCGAGGGCCGGAUCAUCACUGCUUGCAGCUUUAAUUUGGAUUUGUGCGUGUUUCUGGCCAUCACUCAUGGGAUCCAUUGUUGAUAUAAAGAUAUUAAUUAUAAGUGUGCCAUUAUAAAGUGCCCUCUCUUUCUGCUUUUUCCAACCCAUGAUAAAAUUCUGCUUAUAUUGAAUUGAUAUUAUUGACAUAACAAAAUGUUGUUUUCAUGAGGGCACAAUUACAUUGCAUUACAUGUCUACAUGUAAAACUUUAGCCUGACAUGUGUUGUAUUAUUAAAACCUUCGGUGUCUAGAAUAGAACUUUAAAUGGGGGACAAUGCCUGGCUACACAACUUGAGUUCUGCAGCGAUGAAGAGGUCCCUCAUGCUGAGGUCCAUAUGUGCAGCAUAAACACAAACUUUAGUCAUCACAACACAUAACACGUUCCUUAGGAAUAUACAUACUGUGAUACAUGAAGCCAGUUAUUUAGGCCUAUUUAGGAUAAUGUACUGGAACAUGAUGGGAGUGUAUGAUGAGAAAACAGACACACACUUUCUGCUGGUUAAAGUCAGGGCACAUUAAACCUUUGUUAUCGGUCACUGAGAUCCCACCGAUUACACCUUCAACCACCUGUUUUGGCCACUCUGCUUUAAUAAAAGGCUUAAUCAACAUAAUGCACUCAUCUUAUUGUGGAGGCGCACUAUCUGAUCCCGUCCACCUCAUGGGAUCCCAUUUCCUGCUCGACCUUGACAUCCAGCUGGCAUCAAGUUGGCAUCCGUCCUGUUCAAGGACAAAACAUGGCAGCAUGAUUAAAAAUACACAGUGUUACAGGCCAAGAAGAGACCUUCUGUUGGGACGAAACACAAUCUGAUUUAUCAGGACAGACUAACUUUUUACAAUAAAUAAAAAAUAAAAUUAGCUAAAAAAGUAGUCCCACACUUAUUGAAGUAAAUUAAGUAAGGGAAUUUACUGCAUAAAUAUACUUUUUUAAAUGUCUGACUAUGCUUAUCUGUGACUUGUAGGAAACUGAGUAGAGGGUACAGGUAAUCAGUGAAUUAUAGUUAGUUAAUAGAGUUUAUUGCCUCAAUACAGCCAAGUUCAUAUGUAUCUAAUACUUCAAGAAAAUGUAAUUGAUGGCUUGGUUCAUUUAAAUUUCUUUGCUUUUGAUUUGUGGUUACAUUUUAAUAUCAUCCUUGUGCUAUGCUGGUGAAUUCAUGUAUUUAUGUUAUUACAUAAUAAUAAUAUAAUAAAAAGAAGGUUGCUUCUAAAUGCUUAAAGAAUAGAACAAAACACAAACUGUCUUUUAGAAGAGCUCCAACUUUAUUGAAGAGUUGGUUCACACAAAUUACAAGCAAAUCAAAAUGUUCUCACUUUCCUGUAGCAGCUCUCCAUGCAGAUACGUUGUUAGUUGUUGCAUAUUGUGCAUGUCUGUAUAUACUUUACAAAUUACUUUAUAUGAUUUCAAGUCUUACUGUUCUCUUGUUGCACUACAAAAGAACUACGGAACUACUUCUUUCUGUUAUAGCAUUGAUGAAAGUAAUAUUAUAUUUAUCAUCUAUACUUUUAUAUUUUCACAUUCAAUACAAAGGGGCAUAUGAAAUUUUUUUUUGUAAAACGAUGAAAAAUACAUUUCUGUAAUUGUUUUUAGUUGAUAAGUAUUCUGCAUAUUUGCACACUGUCUUAAAUGAAUGUCCUCUGUUCAGGCUUGUUAAUUCUCACUACACCACUCAUAUCACAUAUGCUCAAUGGAUUUCAAAUCCAACACCUUUUGAUCUCAGCUUCAUGGGUGUUUUUGAGGCUUAAUGAUGCUCGGCGCUGCAGGUGUCACUGUUGAAACAAAUUUAAUCUGAAUUUCAAUGAUGGAUUUUUUCCAAAGAAUAUUUUCUUCAUAAAUAAUCAUGAGAUUGGGUAAUGGUUUAUUUAAACCAAUGACUCUUUUUCUACAUUCCUUUCUCCCUCUUGCCUUUGCCUCUAUGGUCCAUUCAGAGCAACAAAGAGGUGAACAAGAUGGCAAAGGAAGCUGUUCAAGAUAGAUAUAUAGAGGUAAACAUCUAUCUAAAUCAGAAGGAAAGAACAAAAAAUGAUUCUAGAAUAUGGAAAAUGAAUAAAAUGGCAGUUUGACUUGUCGAGAGACGCCGGUCUAGUAGAAAAGGAUCCACAAUCUAGAUGUCACUCGAGUUCCAGAGG